AUGGCCAGUCGACGCCAAAAGCAAUUUGAUAGAAAGUAUAGCUCGUAUAGAAAAUUCACGGCGACUGAAGAUGUCAACUACAGCACCCACUCAUCGCGUUCAUCGUAUCGUUCGGAAUCGGUGACAUCGCGCGGCGACGGGCGUGGAAGAUCGACGUCAUCUGAGAUUAUCGCGGGCACCGAAUCUCGAUCCUAUCCCGUCUACAUUGCAAUUCAAGACUAUCAACCGGACGCCGAUGACAUCGAAGCGAUUCCAUUGGAGCAGGGCCAAAUUGUCGAAGUGCUCGACAAGAAGAAUUCUGUUCGAUGGCUGGUGCGGACGAAGGCGCGACCGCCGCGCUCCGGCUGGGUUCCCGGCUCAUAUUUUGAGACGCCCACCGAGUUCUAUAAGCAGCGGCGACGCACGCGCGAAAUCGAGAACUCGAAUCUCACCGACGAGCAGGCGGCGAUUGUCAAGCGAGACCAAGUCUACCAUGAGCUUCUCCGUUCCGAAGAAGAGUUUGUCUCGUCGCUUCGAACAUGCGUCGAUGACUAUAUCAAGGUUCUCGAUGAUCCAGGAGUCCCCGCGGACGUCAAAGCGCACCGAGAUCAAUUGGCGCUCAACAUUCCCGAGCUCUACAAUUUUCAUGCCAAUGUCAUGCUCAAAGGCCUCAAUUAUUAUUCGGACGAUCCGGGCAAAGUCGGCCAAACGUUUGUGCGUCUUGAGAAGGACUUUGAGACGCACGUCGAGUUCUACAAAAAUUUCGCGCAAACGCUGAAUCUGAUUGACGGCAACGAGACGAUCAAGAAUUUCUUUGAGAGCCUCUCGCUGAAAAAUGACGCGGGCGCGUCGAACUAUUCGGAUCAUAUCAAAGAGAUCGCUGAUCGAAUGGUGCAAUAUCAGAAUUAUUUCAAAGAGUUUGUGAAAUACGCGGGCCGUGCGCCGGGCGCGAGCGGCUCGAAAUCGAUGCAGAAGGCGCUCGGGUUGGUGACGACGAUACCGCAACGCGUCAAAGAUCUGGAGUUCACCAACAACAUCAAAUCGUAUCCGGGCGACACGAGUCGACUCGGACGAAUUAUUCGACAUGACCUAUUCCAAGUUUGGGAGGGCGACGAGGAGCCGAAAACACGCUACUGCUUCCUAUUCCACAAUAAGAUCAUGUUCACCGAGCGCGACGAGACGACGACACCAACAACGUAUAAGCACUAUUCGUCGAUUCGGUUGGACAAGUACAAUGUUCGCCAGCACUCCGCCGACGAGGACACGAUUGUGCUUCAGCCGCAAGAGCCCGGAUUGCCGAGUUUUCGCAUCAAACCGCGCGACAUCGAGACGGCCGAGUACGCGCGAAAAGCGUGGCUGCGCGACAUUGGCGAUGAGCAAGAACGCUAUGCGGCCGAACGCGACGCCGCGACGAGCACAACGCUCGACGCGUCGAUGACGGCGUCGUCGUUCAACGUGUCCGACGCGCAAUCCGAAUUCUCCGAAUGGAGCGGCUCGCGUAAAAGCAGCCUGUUCCCUGGUCCCGACGAUGGCGGUACACCACGGAAGAAGGUGAAAUCGCCGCCGGUGAUUUCCCCGACCGGUUCGUCGGCAAGCAUCUACUCGGGCGGUAGCAGCAGCAUCGAUUGGACCACGACGGGAACGACGUUGGAAAUGCAGGGCACGCGUGUGACGCGAACCCAAUACGGUUUUCGGACACUUCAAGAAUCGUCGGCGAAAAUGUGCCUGAAAGUCACCGGCUAUCCGUUGCCGGACAUCACUUGGUACAAAGAUGACGUUCAACUUCAUGAGGAUGAGAGGCACACAUUCUAUUCGGACGAGGACGGCUUCUUUGCGAUGACGAUCGAUCCGGUGCAGGUGACCGACACGGGACGCUACACGUGUAUGGCGACGAAUGAGUACGGACAAGCGUCGACGUCGGCGUUCUUCCGCGUGUUGAAGGUCGAGAAGGAGGCGGCGCCGCCGGCGUUCGUCACGAAGCUCAAAGAUCGCGAAUGCAAAGAGGGCGACGUGAUCAAUUUCGAGUGCGAGGUUGAGGGAUGGCCGGAGCCGGAGCUCGUGUGGCUCGUCGAUGAUCAACCGUUGAGGCCUUCGCACGAUUUCCGUUUGCAGUAUGAUGGGCAGACUGCGAAAUUGGAGAUUCGCGACGCGCAGCCCGACGACACCGGCAUCUAUACCGUCAAAAUUCAGAACGAGUUCGGCUCGACCGAGAGCAAAGCCGAGCUGUUCGUUGAGCCGGAUCCCGACAAGAAUCACGUGGCGCCCGAAUUCCAGGCGAUGAUCGAAGACGUCGAAUGCGACGAGGGCGACGAGGUUCGAUUCAAGAGCGUCAUCACCGGCGAUCCAAAUCCGGAAAUCGUCUGGUUCAUCAAUGGGGUGCCGUUGAGCGAAUCGGAAAAGGUCAAGUUCAUCUCGGAGGAUGGAAUUUGCAUUUUGACGAUCAAAGACGUCACACGACAUUUCGAUGGAACCGUGACGUGUCAAGGUUCGAAUCGACUCGGAUCGGCUUCGUGCGACGGACGACUCAAAGUCCGAGUUCCGCCAGCGCCGCCAGCGUUCACAAAACCAUUGGAAGACAAGACAGUUCAAGAAAAGAAUACUGUGGUAUUUGAGGUUGACGUGACCGGAUGGCCCGAGCCAAAGGUCACGUUCACACUAGCGGGCAAACAAUUGGUGCACGGCGACGACGGUGUCGAGAUCGCCGGACACGACGGCUUCUAUCGUGUCCAGAUCGUGAACGUCUCGAUCGACAAACACGACGGCGAGAUUGUGGCGAACGCCGCGAACGAGCACGGCAUCGCCGAGAGUCGCGCGCGUCUUACCGUCGACGCCGAAGAGGAGGAGUCGCGCAGCGCGCCGACGUUCAUCAAGGACAUUGAAGAUCAGACCGUCAAACUCGGCGAGUGGGCCGUCUUCGAGACAACCGUACUCGGCAAUCCGAAUCCGGAGGUGACGUGGUACGUGAACGGCCACAAAAUGGAGGCGACGAGUAGCGGUGUGAAAAUCGACACGCACAAUCACGAUCACAAAUUGACGAUCGAUUCGGCACAAUACGCGGGCACCGUGUUGUGUCGUGCCGAGAAUGUGGUCGGACGAUUCGAGACGAAAGCGCGUCUCGUCGUGCAGGCGCCGGAGAAGGCGAAAAAACCGCCGCGUUUCAUCGAGAAGCUCGCUGACAAGACGGAAACGGUUGACAACACGAUUGCGUUCGAGGUGCGAGUCGAAGGCGAGCCGAAACCGACCGUCACAUGGUAUCUGAAUGGCGUCGAGUUGACGGCGUCGGAACGCAUCGAGAUUCGCGAAUUCGACGGAUCGAUUAAGCUCGUCAUCAAGAAUUUGACGAUUGACGACGGCGGCGAAAUCAAAGCGAUCGCGACGAACACCGAAGGCGUCGACGAGACGCGUGCGACGCUCGUCGUGCAGAAAAAGCCGUUCGCGCCCGAAUUCGACAAGAAGCCGACGACGACGCACGUCGAGCAGGGAAGCGAGGCGGUGUUCGAGGCGCACGCGUUCGGCAUUCCGCUUCCGACGUACACGUGGUCGAUCAACGGCCGAAAGGUGAUCGAGGGCCAAGAAGGCGCGCGCGUGACGACGACGUCGGCGAUUGACGGCGCUUCUAUGCUUCGCAUCGACACCGCCACCUAUUUCCACGAGACGCAACAAUUGACGAUAUCGGUGAUCGCCGAAAACUCGUGCGGAACCGACGAGGCCGGCGCGCGAUUGGAGAUUGAAGCGAAAAAGACAUCUUCCACAACGUUGGAGAGCAAUGAGUCUACAAAGAGUACCACCACCACCACCACCACCACCACCACUACCACCAUCACUACCUCCACCCAAGAGGUCACCAUUGAAGCAUCGAUUCCGUCGCAGACGGUUAUUGAGAUGAGCACGAGCUCAUCGCGAACAGAAGUGUUUGUUGGUAGAGACGGUUCGGCGACGCCGAAGAGGCGGGUGUCGUUUGCUGAGGAAGGCGUUAAGUCGGUAGUUGGUGAUGAGGAGAGGAAGGCGAGGAAGAAGAAGAGCCCAUCGCCUGGCAAGGAAUCGACGACGACGACGACAGUGGAAACUAGCAAAGAUGAAUUUGAAGUGACGUCGCCGGCAAAUGUUGUCGAGAUCACUGCCACAAUGGAUGUGACGUUGGAAAAGACGACGAUUGAUGAGAGGGUGUCUCAAGUCACAAGCAAGACUGAUACGAGCGUUGAGAAGGCAAAGGAAGCUUCUCCACCAAAAUCGCCGAAGAAGGAGAAGAGUCCUGAGAAGGUGAAGGAAGCUUCGCCGCCGAAGAAGGACGAGAAGCCAGAGUCGCCAAUCAAGAAGGAGGCGUCACCACCAAAAUCACCGAAGAAGGAGAAGAGUCCUGAGAAGGCGAAGGAAGCUUCGCCACCAAAAUCACCCAAAAAGGAGAAGUCGCCAGAAAAGAAGGAAGCUGAUGAAAAGCCAACUUCACCAACAAAGAAAGAGGCGUCUCCAACAAAGUCGCCAAAGAAGGAAGUGGAGAAGCCAGAGUCACCAACGAAGAAGGAAGCUUCGCCACCAAAAUCACCGAAGAAGGAGAAGAGUCCUGAGAAGGCGAAGGAAGCUUCGCCGCCGAAGAAGGACGAGAAGCCAGAGUCACCAAUCAAGAAGGCGUCGCCACCAAAAUCACCCAAAAUGGAGAAAUCGCCAGAAAAGAAGGAAGCUGAUGAAAAGCCAACUUCACCAACAAAGAAAGAGGCGUCUCCACCAAAGUCACCGAAGAAAGAGUCAUCUCCUGAAGCGACUGCCACUGCCACAAUGGAAGUCACUCUUGAAAAGACAACUGAGGACAAUCAAACAACAUUGACGAAGGCUUCCGCCGACGAUGAAUCGAAUGGAGUCAAGGGAACUAUCGAGGUGACCUUCGAGAAGUCGACGGUGGAAACAACUUCGACCACAGAGAUUAUGACGGAAAUUCGCGGAGAGACGCUGGAGAAGAAGGACGAGAAGCCGGCCUCGCCAAUGAAGAAGGUGACUUCACCACCAAAGUCACCAAAGAAGGAGGAGGAGAAGCCAGAAUCUCCCACCAAAAAAGAGGCUUCGCCACCAAAGUCACCAAAGAAGGAAGAGGAGAAGCCAGAAUCUCCCACCAAGAAGGAGGCGUCGCCACCAAAAUCACCCAAAAAGGAGAAGUCACCUGAAAAGAAGGAAGCUGAUGAAAAGCCGUCAUCGCCAACAAAGAAGGAGGCAUCUCCACCAAAGUCACCAAAGAAGGAGGAGGAGAAGCCAGAUUCUCCCACCAAAAAGAGGCUUCGCCACCAAAAGGCUUCGCCACCAAAGUCACCAAAGAAGGAAGAGGAGAAGCCAGAAUCUCCCACCAAGAAGGAGGCGUCGCCACCAAAAUCACCCAAAAAGGAGAAGUCACCUGAAAAGAAGGAAGCUGAUGAGAAGCCAACUUCACCAAUCAAGAAGGAGGCAUCUCCACCAAAGUCACCCAAAAAGGAGAAGUCCCCGGCAAAUGUUGUCGAGAUCACCGCCACAAUGGAUGUGACGUUGGAAAAGACGACGAUUGAUGAGAGGGUGUCUCAAGUCACAAGCAAGACUGAUACGAGCGUUGAGAAGGCAAAGGAAGCUUCUCCACCAAAAUCGCCGAAAAAGGAGAAGAGUCCUGAGAAGGCGAAGGAAGCUUCGCCACCAAAAUCACCCAAAAAGGAGAAGUCGCCUGAAAAGAAGGAAGCUGAUGAAAAGCCGUCAUCGCCAACAAAGAAGGAGGCAUCUCCACCAAAGUCACCAAAGAAGGAGGAGGAGAAGCCAAAGUCUCCCACCAAGAAAGAGGCUUCACCACCAAAAUCACCGAAGAAGGACGAUUCUGAUGAGAAGCCAACUUCACCAACCAAAAAGGAGGCGUCACCACCAAAGUCACCCAAGAAAGAGAAAUCGCCCGAGAAGCCAUUGUCACCAACAAAGAAAGAGGCUUCACCGCCGAAAUCCGCUGAGAAGCCUCCCGCGCCGCAACUCAAACGCGAUCUCAAAUCGCAGACGGUCAACAAAACCGACUUGUCGCAUUUCGAGGUUGUCGUCGAGCACGCGACCGAAUGCAAAUGGUAUCACAAUGGGAAUGAGAUCACCAAUAAGACGGGUGUCACCGUGUCGAACGACGAUCAAUUCGAAUUCCGUUGCUCGAUCGACACGACGAUUUUCGAGUCGGGCGCGAUCUCGGUGAUCGCCUCGAACGCGUCGGGAUCGAUUGAGACGAAAUGCGAGCUCAAGGUUCUCGAGGCGCCGAAAGAGACGAGAAAACCGGAGUUCACCGACAAACUUACGGAUGUUGUGGUGACGAGAGGCGAUACUGUUCAGAUGGACGUCAUCGCACUUCAUUCGCCGCAAUACAAAUGGUAUCAGAAUGGGAAUGCGCUUCGAGACGGCGAGAAUGGCGUCCGAAUUGUCAACGUUGAGAACAAAUCAUCGUUGACGAUCGAGAAUGUUCAGGAGACGUCAAAGAUCACCGUUGAAGCUUCGAACGAGGUUGGAUCGAGUGAAUCGUCGGCGACGAUGACGGUCAAUCCGCCAGCGACCAAGCCGACUGUCGAGCUGCAUGGUCCGACGACGGUCAAAGAGAAGGAGUCGGUGGAGUUCAAGGCAAUUGUCACCGGAUUCCCGGAGCCGACUGUCAAAUGGACUGUCAAUGAGAAGGUUGUGGAAUCGAGCAAAUCGGAAUCGACGUACAUGUUGAAGAUCGACGAUGUCACUUUGGACAAGUCGGGAGAGGUCAAGGUGGUUGCGCAGAACUCUGCUGGAAGCGAGACGAAGACGUUGAAUCUCAACGUUGAGGCGAAGGUCGAAGCGCCCAAGUUCAAGUCAAACCUCACUGAUCGCAUUGUGGAUGAAGGCGAGCCGUUGCGAUGGAAUUUGGAGAUCGAUGGGCCGUUCAAGGGAACCGAAGUGAGUUGGUUGCUGAACGGCAAGCCGAUCGAGAAAAGCGACACGGUGCAGAUUGUCGAUCACGGCGAUGGCAGUUAUCAUUUGACGAUUGCCGAAGCCAAGAUCGACCUCAACAAUGCGACGAUCACGGCGAAAGCGAAGAACGACGGCGGCGAAUGUGAGAGCAGCGCGAUGAUCAAGGUGAACGGCGGCAACAAGAAGCCGGAAUUCAUUCAAGCGCCGCAGAAUCAUGAGACGACAAUUGACGAGAGCGUCAAGUUCAGCGCGAUUGUUACCGGUGUGCCGAUGCCGAAUGUUGCGUGGUUCCUGAACGGCAAGAAGUUGAUUCAGAGCGACGAGGUCAAAGUGAAGUAUGUGCACGAGACGGGCAAAACGUCGAUCAGAAUUCAUAAGCCGCAAAUCGAGCACACUGGAACUGUUCGAGUUGAAGCGGUCAACGUUGCCGGCAAGAUUGAAGCGACCGCUCAGCUGAAGGUCGACAAGAAGACCGAGGUGCCGAAGUUCACGACGAACAUGGACGAUCGACAAGUCAAUGAAGGGGACAAUGUCAAGUACACGGCGAACGUUGACGGCUAUCCGGAGCCGACGCUAGCGUGGACGCUUAAUGGUGAGCCGGUCUCGAAGCAUGCCAACAUCACUGUGACCGACAUGGAUGGCGAGCAUACGAUUGAGAUUAAGGCGAUCACACCGGAGCAAGCCGGAGAGUUGAGUUGCGAGGCGACGAACGCUGUUGGAAGCAAGAAGCGCGACAUUCAAUUGGCGGUGAAGAAGGUUGGCGAGGCGCCGACGUUCGCGAGAAAUCUAGAAGACCGUCUCGUCACCGAAGGCGAGUUGACGUUGAUGGAGGCGAAGUUGAACGAUGUGAAGCCGAAGCCGAAAAUCACGUGGCUUUUGGAUGGCGUCGAGAUGAAGCAGGAGCACGUGAAGUUCGUUGACGACGGACUCACACAACAAUUGAGAAUUGUGCAAACGAAAUUGGAGGACAAGGGACGAAUCACGAUACGCGCGGAGAACGAGUUCGGCACCGCCGAGACGUCGGCAUCGUUGGGCGUCGUCAAAGGAAGACCGAUGGCGAAGCCGGCGUUCCAAAGCGGCAUCGCGCCGAUCAGCGUCAAAGAAGGCGACACGCUUGAAUGCAAACUACUCAUCACUGGCGAUCCGACGCCGUUCGUCAAAUGGAGCAUCAACGGACAAUUGGUGUGCGCCACCGAGGACACCGAGAUCACCAACUCGAAUGGUGUGUACACAUUGAAGAUCCAUGGAUGCACCACCGAUAUGACCGGCAAGAUCAAGUGUGUUGCCUACAACAAAGCCGGUGAGGUGUCCACCGAGGGACCAUUGACCGUGUUCGCGCCGGUGCCGGUCGAGUUCGAGACGAGCCUCUGCGACGCGACGUGCCGCGAGGGCGACACCCUCAAAUUAAAGGCGGUCCUUCUCGGCGAGCCGACGCCAGACGUCUCGUGGUACGUGAAUGGAAAGAAGUUGGAAGAAUCGCAGAACAUCAAAAUCCACGCGGAGAAGGGCACGUACACGGUGACGAUCAAGGACAUCACUUGCGACUACAGCGGACAAGUCGUAUGUGAGGCGGUCAACGAAUAUGGACGCGCCACUUCCGAGGCGACGCUGCUCGUGUUGCCGAGAGGCGAGCCGCCAGAUUUCUUGGAAUGGCUCAGCAAUGUGCGAGCGCGAAAAGAGAGCAAAGUGGUGCACAAGGUUGUGUUCACUGGCGAUCCGAAGCCGAAGCUCACCUGGUACAUCAACAAUCAGGAGAUCAACAACAAUGACGAGUACACGAUCGUCACUGAUGAUAAGACGUCGACGUUGACGAUCAAGAGCUUCAAUCCGGACAAACACGUCGGUGAGAUCAUUUGCAAAGCGGAGAACGACGCCGGCGAGGUGUCGUGCACGGCGAAUAUGCUCACCUACACGUCGGACAUGUUCAGCGAGUCGGACAGCGACGCGCAUGCCGAAGAGUUGGCCGGCGAUGAUUUGACGGAAGACGAGGAUCUGCGCGAGUUCCGCACACCGACGCCGGUGAUGGCGCCGAAAUUCAUUCAUAAGAUCAAAGACACGAAAGCGAAACGCGGGCAUUCGGCGGUGUUCGAGUGCGUCGUGCCCGACACGAAAGGCGUGUGCUGCAAAUGGUUGAAGGACGGCAAAGAGAUCGAGUUGAUCGCGCGAAUUCGUGUGGCCACCCGAACGGGACCCGAAGGACACAUCACCGAAGAAUUGAUCAUUGACGACAUCAGUCCGGAAGACGCUGGAAAGUACACGUGCAUUGUUGAGAACACCGCCGGACGCGACGUGUGCGAAGCGACGCUGACGGUUGUCGAGAGCAUUGAGAAGACGACGAUGCGUCAGCCGGAAUUCGUGAUGGCCCUUCAAGACAAGACCGUCAAGACGUCGGAGAAGAUUGUGCUCGAGUGCAAAGCAGUUGGAGAGCCGAAGCCCAACAUCACGUGGUAUCAUGAGAAUAAGGUUGUCAGCAGCACCCUCGUCGAGACUGUCGAAGGUGUUGAACGGAUUACGAUCACCAGCGCCGAGACGAGCCAUCAAGGCAAGUACACGUGCGUCGCCGAGAAUUCCGAAGGAACAUCGAAGACGGAGGCGAUUGUCACUGUGAAAGGUGAAGCACCGGUGUUCACCAAAGAGCUUAUGAGCAAGGAGCUCAAGAUUGGCGAGAAGCUCGUCAUGUCGUGUUCGGUGAGAAACGCGCAACACGUUGACUUUUAUCGAUUCACCGAGACGAGUGAGACGAAGAUGACGUCGACGAGUCGCGUGUCGAUUGAGCACGAUCAGACGAACAUGCAUUGGCGAAUGGUGAUCGGCGAGAUUGCGCGCGAUGAGUUUGCGAGCUAUAAGGCGAUCGCGACGAACGCGUUCGGCACCGCGACGAGCACGUCGAAAGUCACACUGAAAAUGGAAGCGCCCGUAUUCGAGCAGGGAUUGAAGAAGACGAGUGUGAAAGAGAAGGAGGAGAUCAGAAUGGAAGUCAAGGUGGGAGGCGCCGAGCCGAACGUCGAGUUCUUCAAAGAAGGCAAACCUGUCGUGGAGGACGGCAAUCAUGAGAUCAAGAAGAAUCCCGAGAAUGGUGUGUUCACUUUGAUCGUCAAAAAGGCCAGCCAAGCCGACGCUGGAAAAUACAGCGCCAAGGCGACGAAUCCCGCGGGAAGCGCCGAAUCGCAAGGUGAAGUCGAAGUCAAGAUCGAGUUUGAGAAGCCGACGUUCGUUCGCGAGCUCAUUAAUACCGAGGUCAAGAUCAAUGAAUCGGCAACACUCAGCGUGACUGUUAAAGGAGUGCCGGAGCCGAAGGUGGAGUUCUUCAAGGAUGGUUUACUCAUUGAGAAUCAAUUCCACGUCGUCCGUCAAGAGCAGACCUAUUCGAUUCGGAUCGACAACGCGAAACCCGAAGACGCCGGAAUUUUCUCGGCGAAAGCGACGAACAGCGUCGGCGAGGCGACGACUUCGGCCAAUUUUGCCAUCGUCAAGACGAGCACACCGCCGGAGUUCACCGAGAAGCUUCAGCCAAUGGAAGUCAAAGAAUUGGAGAAUGUGCAACUCAAGGUCACCGUUGUUGGAUCGCCCGAGCCGAAGGUUGUGUGGUUCAAAGACAAUCAGCCGGUCAGCAUCGACAACACCCACGUCAUUGCCAAAGACGAAGGAUCGGGACAUUACACUUUGGUUAUCAAUCAGGCGCGAUCCGACGAUGUCGGCGUCUACACGUGCAAGGCGACGAACGAAGCCGGACACGCGGAGACCACUGCCAACUUUGCUAUUGUGAAGACAAGUGUGCCACCCGAGUUCACUGAGAAGCUUCGGCCACUCGAAGUCAAUGAGCUCGAGACACUUCAAUUGAAGGUGACUGUUGUUGGAACGCCAACGCCGAAAGUGGAAUGGUUCAAGGACAACGCGCCAGUCAACAUUGAUAACACUCACAUCAUCGCGAAGGAUGAGGGAUCCGGACAUCACACAUUGAUUAUCAAUCAAGCCAGAGGUGAGGAUGUCGGUGUCUACACAUGCAAAGCCACGAACGAAGCCGGCGAGGCGAAGACGACAGCCAACAUGGCGGUUCAGGAGGAGAUCGAGGCGCCGUUGUUCACGCAAGGCUUGAAGCCGCUUGAAGUCGAACAAGGCAAGCCGGCCGAGCUUGAGGUGAAGGUUGAAGGAAAGCCCGAGCCGGAGGUCACUUGGUUCAAGGAUGGCCAACCGGUACAGAUUGACAAUCAGCACGUGAUUGAGAAGAAGGGCGAGAACGGAUCGCACACGUUGAUCAUCAAGGACACCGCGGCGACCGAUUUUGGCAAAUAUUCGUGCAAGGCUGUCAACAAGGCAGGCAAAGAUGAGACGAUUGGAGAGAUCAAGAUUCCGAAGUACUCGUUCGAGAAGCAGAACGCCGAAGAGGUUCAGCCGUUGUUCAUCGAGCCGCUCAAAGAGACGUUCGCCGAAGAAGGCUCGACGGUGGUUCUCGAAUGCAAAGUCAACAAGGAGUCGCAUCCCGACGUGAAGUUCUUCAAAGACGGUCAAGCGGUGACACUUGGCGAUCAUAUGCAGAUGGCGGUCAGCGAGGAGGGCGUCAUCCGAUUGACAAUCCAGAACGCGAAGAAGGAGGACGUUGGUAGCUACAAGUGCGAGGCGACGAAUCGCUUCGGCAAGGAUGACACGAGCGCGUCGCUGAAAUACGCGAGCAGUGUUCAAGAGCAUGUCGUUGAUGAGAGUUCCACACUUCAAGAGAUUGUCACCACCAGCACCGUCUUGGAAUCGGCAAGCGUCGAUGACGGCAACUCGGCUCCGGAGUUCGUCGAGCUUCUCCGCAGCUGCACCGUCACCGAAAACCAGCAGGCGGUACUCCGAUGCAAAGUCAAAGGUUUGCCGACGCCGAAGAUCCAAUGGACGAGGGCCGGAAAAGAGGUGGAGAUGUCGACGCGAAUUCGCGCCGAUCAUCACGAUGAUGGCACGCUGACAUUGACGAUCGACAAUGUCGGCCAGGCGGACUCGGGCGAAUAUCAAUGUCACGCCGAGAAUGCGAACGGAGCGGCGUGGACCGAAGCGCCGAUCAUUGUGACGAUUGAAGGAGCGCCGAAGAUCGACGGCGAGGCUCCCGAUUUCUUGCAGCCGGUCAAACCGGCGAAUGUGAUGGUUGGCGAGAAGGCGAUUCUCGAGGGAAAGAUCAGCGGCAAGCCGAAGCCGACGGUGAAAUGGUACAAGAACGGCGAGGAGAUCAAGGCGUCCGAUCGGAUCGUCAUCGAGAACUUGGAUGAUGGCACGCAACGACUAACUGUGAAAUCGACGGAACUUUCCGACAUGGAUGAAUAUCGAUGCAUGGCUUCCAAUGAAUAUGGAGACGUUUGGUCGGAUGUCACGCUGACCGUCAAAGAGCAAACCGCUCCAUCGUUCUUCAAGGACCUUCAAGCGGUGCAAGUCAAGGAAACCGAGACGGCUCGAUUUGAAUGCAAGAUCGGCGGAACGAAGCCGGAGGUGAAGUGGUUCAAAGAUGGAGCUCCGAUUCAAACCGAUUCGAGAAUUCGCGUGGAAUCAGAAACUGACGGAACUGAGAGACUCAUCAUUGAGAAGUCGAGAACGGACGACCAAGGCAAUUAUCGCGUUGAGAUCACGAACGACGCUGGUACGGCGAACAGCAAAGCGCCGCUCACCGUGACACCGGCGGAGACGCUCAAGAUCAAGAAGGGACUUGAGGACACGACGACGACCGAAGGAACCAAGAUCAUUCUCAUUGUCGAGGUUGAAGGAAAACCGAAGACCGUCAAAUGGUACAAGGGAAGUGAAAGUGUGUCGAGUCGCACGAAGCAGAUCAAAAUCACCGAAUCGCAGUAUCAGUUGGAGAUUGAGAGCAGCGAGGUGGCCGACACCGGCUCCUACAAGGUCGUGCUGUCGACCGACUCGCUCUCGGUUGAAUCCAGCGCAACGAUCACUGUCGUCAAAUCAGCCGACAAGUUGCCGGUGUUCAAGAAGGGACUUUGCGAUCAAGAUGUUGCGAAAGGCGCCCAACUUGUUCUUGAAGUUGAAAUCGACGGCAAGCCGAAGAACGUGAAGUGGUACAAGAACGGCAAAGAAGUGGCCGGCGAGGAUGUUGGCGAUGGCAAAUAUCGACUCGCGAUUCCGGCGUUCGAUGAGCCUGGAGAGUACAGUGUGACGGCUUCGAAUGACGCCGGCGAGAUUGAAUCGAAGGCCAAGAUCAACAUGAAGGAGAAGCCCGAGAUUGUGUCGGGACUCGUUCCGACGACCGUCGCCCAAGGAGACACGGCGACGUUCUCGGUGAAAGUCAAGGGACCUGUCAAGCAAGUCAAAUGGUACAAGAAUGGAAAGGAGAUUCCCGACGCGAAGACGAAAGACAAAGGUGAUGGAACAUAUGAGCUCGAGGUGCCGAAUGCUCAGGAAGAUGGCGACUACAAGGUCGUCGUUUCCAAUGAUGCUGGAGAUGCUGACUCGAGUGCUGCGUUGACUGUCAAGCUUCCAAGCGCCAAGCCAGAAAUUGUUCAGGGCCUAAUCCCGACGACUGUCGCUCAAGGAGACACGGCGACAUUCUCUGUCAAAGUCAAAGGACCUGUCAAGCAAGUCAAAUGGUACAAGAAUGGAAAGGAGAUUCCCGACGCGAAGACAAAGGACAAAGGUGAUGGAACCUACGAACUUGAUGUUCCGAAUGCUCAAGAAGGCGCUGAUUACAAGGUUGUUGUUUCGAACGAUGCUGGAGACGCUGACUCGAGUGCUGCGUUGACUGUCAAACUGCCUGGAAUCAAGAUUGUCAAGGGACUUGAAGAUGUCACAGUUCCGAAGGGGCAGAAGGUUGUGUUGGAGGUCGAAGCGAACAAGAAGCCAAAGGAGAUCAAAUGGUACAAGAAUGGAAAGGAGAUCAAAUCCGAAGCGCCGACGAAUGAGAAGCCGCAGCUUGUCAUCCCGUCGGCCGAUGAGGACGCCGAAUUCAAGGCAGUGCUCUAUGAUGAUGAUGGAAACGCCGCUGACACGUUCUGCGCGUUGACCGUCAAACUUCCAUCGGAAAAGCCAAAGAUCGUGAAGGGGCUCGAAGAUCAAAUCCUUCCGGUUGGUGCGCCGGUCAAGAUGGAAAUCGAGACGACCGGAUCGCCAAAGGCGGUGAAAUGGUACAAGAAUGGAAGAGAAGCCAAUGGUGAGAAGAUUGAUGACAACAAGUUUGUGUUGACGAUUCCCGAAGGAGCAGUUGACGACACCGGCGACUACAAGGUGGUUGCUUCGAACGACGCCGGCGAAGCUGAAUCGUCGGGACGACUCACCGUCGAGCCGAAACUCACGUUCGUCAAGCCGCUCAAAGAUCUCGAGGUCAAUGAGGGCGACGCGGCCGAGUUUGUCGUUGAGACGAACGCUCAGCCGAGAGAAGUCAAGUGGUACAAGAAUGGACAACUCGUCAAGGAUCAUCCGACAUCGCAGGAUGGCAACAAGUUCAGUUUGACGAUCAAAAAGGCUACCAAACAAGAUGCGGCGUCGUACAAGGUCGUGCUCAGCAACAGCGCCGGAAGCGUUGAGAGCGAGGCGAAGCUUGCCGUCAAAUCAGGACUCUGCAAGAUCAUCAAAGGAUUGGAAGACCAAGUUGUUGCCAAAGGCACAACGAUGGUGUUCGAAGUCAAGAUCGAAGGCGAGCCGGAUGAGGUGAGAUGGCUGCUCAACGGAAAUCCGGUGAGCGUCGGAGCUGAGAAGGUUGAUGCGCAGACGUAUCGUUUGACGAUUCCGAAUGCGGAUCUCAAGGAUGCCGGCGAGUACACUGUUGAAGCUGUUAACAAGAGCGGAAAGGCGAAGAGCGACGCGAAUGGUGAGGUUGACGAGAAGCCGGAGAUUGUCAAAGGACUAGGGGAUCUCGAACUCGACGAAGGCGACGAUGAUGUGUUCAAGGUUGAGGUGUCGGCUCCGGUCAGAACUGUCAAAUGGUACAAGAACGGCCAGGAAAUCAAGGACAACCGAUUCCAGCCGAAGAAGAUUGGACCUAAGAAGUACGAGCUUCUCAUCAACAAGGCUACUCUCGACGACACCGCCACUUACAAGGUCGUCUUGGGCAACGCCGCUGGUGAAUGCGAUUCGUCGGCUAGUUUGACUGUCAAGAAGCCCGAUUUGCUCAAGAUCCUUGAUGGACUCAAAGGUGUCGAUGUCGAGGAGAAUCAGCCAGUCGAGCUGAGCGUCAAGGUCGAAGGAACACCGAAGACGGUGAAGUGGUACAAGAACGGACAGGAGAUUGCGAAUCCACAGACGACUGAGAAGGAUGGCGUCUAUAGCUUGUUGAUUCCGACGAGCAAGAAGUCUGACGGCGGCGCGUAUCGAGUGGUUCUAUCGAACGACAAGAGCGAAGUCUACAGCGACGCUGUUGUACACGUGAAGGCGGCCAAGGUGAGCGCAACGUCUCCGGCAUCGUUCAUCUCGCCACUUCGAGACACCGAGGUCGAGGAGGGCGACAUGCUCACCCUUCAAUGCACGAUUGCUGGAGAGCCAUUCCCCGACGUCGUCUGGGAGAAGGAUGGUGUUGCGUUGGUCAAGGAUGAUCGCGUCACAAUGCGAGUGGCGCUUGAUGGAACCGCCACACUGCGAAUCCGAGCGGCCAAGAAGUCCGACAUUGGACAAUACCGAGUGACUGCCAAGAACGAGGCGGGAACCGUCAGCAGCGAGUGCAAGGUGACUGUCAAAGAGCAAGGCGAACAACCAUCGAAGCCGAAGUUUGUGAUCCCGUUGAGGACUUGCGCCGCUCUGCCCGGCGAGAAGAAGGAGUUCAACGUGAAGGUUCGUGGAUUCCCGAAGCCGACACUCAAAUGGAUUCUGAACGGCGAGCCGAUCAAGUUUGACGAGCGGAUUGUUGUCGAAGACAUGUCCGAUGGCAAUUAUUGUUUGACGAUCAAAGAUGUCCGCGAGGAUGACUUUGGAACGAUCAAGUGUAUCGCGACGAACGAGAAUGGAAGCGAUGAGAGUGUCGCCGAGUUCGAGAAAUCGUUGACGCAUCCCGAAGGCCACAAGGACGAUCUGCGCUAUCCGCCGCGAUUCAAUGUUCCGCUAUGGGAUCGUCGAAUUCCGGUGAACGAUCCGAUGAUGAUCGAAUGUCAUGUUGACGCGAAUCCGACGGCGACGAUUGAAUGGUUCAAAGAUGGUGUCAAGAUCGAGCACUCGAGCCAUAUUGAGAUUCGAAACACCGUCGAUGGCGCAUGCCGACUCAAAAUCGUGCCGUUCGAGGAGAUCGACACUGGCGAUUACAAGUGUGUGGCUGUCAAUGAGCUCGGACAAGCCGAAACGCAAGCGCACUAUUCGGUUGAGGUUGUCGAAUAUCAUGAGGAGGAGAAGAAGAAGGAGUACGCGCCGAAAAUCAAUCCGCCACUCGAGGAUCGCACCGUCAAUGCUGGACAGCCGAUUCGAUUGUCGUGCAAGGUCGACGCCGUGCCGAGAGCUUCUGUUGUUUGGUACAAAGACGGUCUUCCGAUGAAGACUGACGAUCGUAUGGAGUACGCUGAGGAUGGAACAGCAACCCUCACGAUUCCAUCGGCUGAAGAGGGAGACAUUGGCGCUUAUCGAUGUGUUGCUACGAAUGCGCAUGGAACCAUCAAUACGAGCUGCAGUGUGAACGUGAAGAUUCCGAAGCAGGAGAUUAAAAAGGUUGGCGAGGAGCCGUUCUUCACCAAAGGCCUCGUCGACAUUUGGACGGAUCGCGGCGAUUCGUUCACGCUGAAGUGCGCGGUGACCGGCGAUCCGUUCCCGGAGAUCAAAUGGUAUCGCAAUGGGCAACUCGUCCGAAACGGACCGCGAACGACACUCGAGACGCUUCCCGACGGCACGUGCACGCUCGUCGUCAACGAAUCAACGAUGAGCGACGAGGGCAUCUACCGUUGCGAGGCGGAGAAUGCGCACGGCAAAGCGAAGACGCAAGCGACGGCGCACGUUCAGAUGGCGCUCGGCAAGACGGAGAAGGCGAAGAUCGAGGAGGGCAAGCCGCCAAAGUUCAUCAUCGAACUGUCCGACAUGACCGUCUCCGUCGGUGGCGUCAUCGAUUUGGAAUGCAAGGUCACCGGCCUCCCAAUGCCGACCGUCAAAUGGUCCAAAGACGGUGGUCCGCUGAUUGAGGAUUCGCGAUUCGAGUGGACUUCCAACAAGAGUUCGGGAUCCUACCAGCUUCGCAUCGCCAAUGCGACCGUCAACGAUGAAGGAACCUAUCGGUGUGUGGCGACGAACGAGAACGGCUCGGCGACGACGAAGAGCUUCGUCCGAAUCGACGACGGUUUGGGUGUUGGCGCGAUUGCGAGAAGCCAGCCGCCGAGAUUCACACUUCGAAUGGGAGACGUGCGAGCCACCGAAGGACAACCAUUGAAGCUCGAGUGCAAAGUUGACGCGAGCCCACUACCGGAAAUGGUGUGGUACAAGGAUGGCGCUGUGAUUCAGCCAUCGGAUCGCGUGCUGAUCAGCUUGUCGCCGGACGGCGUCGCGACGGUCUUCAUUCCGUCGUGUGUGCCCGACGACGAGGGCAUCUAUCGUGUCAUCGCGACGAAUCCAAGCGGAAGCGCCCAAGAGAAGGGCAACGCGAUCGUCAAAAAGUUGGCCAGAGAUUCGCCGCGACGAUCGGCGGAUCGCGAUGUGUUCGAUUCGAACAAAGCGCCGAAGCUCGUCGAGCCGCUCGAGAACGUGCGAAUUCCCGAGAAGCAAGGGUUCAAGUUGCGAUGCAAAUUCAGCGGCGAGCCGAAGCCCAACAUCAAAUGGUUCAAAGACGGCGAUCGUGUGUUCCCCUACGGACGACUUCAGCUCAAUGAGCAGGAUGGUGUCUGCGAGUUGAUUGUCGACUCGUCGACGAGACAAGACGCCGGCGGAUAUCGAUGCGUCGCUGAGAACACCUACGGCACAGCGAGAACGUCGUGCGAUGUGAAUGUGAUUCGUGGCGAUCGCAAACCGCGCGACAUUGACACGUCGAUGCGCGACGGCCAAGCGCCGGGAUUCACGGUGCCGUUGACAAUCAGACGCGCCAAGGCCGGCGAGACGGUGACGUUCGAGUGUGUGCCGUUCGGCAAUCCGUUCCCGUCGAUCAAAUGGCUCAAAGACGGCCUUGAGUUGUUCGCCGAUGAUCGAACGCGAAUUGAGAGUGCUUCGGACGGAACGCAACGAUUGAUUCUCACCGACGUCACAUUCCUCACCGAAGGCUAUUAUCGAUGUGUGGCGACGAACGCGCACGGAACCGCGUCGACGAAAGCCGAGCUUGUCAUUGAAGGUAGAGUUGAUUUAAAUCAUUUAUGA
Caenorhabditis bovis is the source of this 18114-nucleotide messenger RNA. NCBI's taxonomy places the organism in Eukaryota, Metazoa, Nematoda, Chromadorea, Rhabditida, Rhabditidae. The record is from the annotation of a GenBank genome assembly.